AUGGGGUUCAAAGAGAAAAUGAUUGCCAGAGUGCUGGAACAGAUGAAAGCCAUAUCGCAGGUAUUGACAGGUGACCGACAUGCACGCUCCCUCAUCCCAACCUGGCAGGAUGCUGAAGUGUUGGAGUCCAUUCAUAAGGCACUGCAUCCUCUCUCCGAAUUUACUGAUGCUCUUUCUGGAGAAGAGUAUGUGAGCAUCUCCUACCUCAAGCCAGUUCUCCAUCUUCUGGCAACAUCAGUCUUGGCUGAAGAUGCUGAGGACACUGAUCUGACUAGAUCAAUUAAAACCAAGGUCCUGGCAUACCUCAACGACAAGUAUAGUGACCUCAACACCCAGGAGCUUUUGGAUGUUGCGUCGUUCAUGGACCCUAGGUUCAAAACGCAAUACAUCAGCGCAGACAACCUUCCUGCCAUUAAGGCCCGACUGAAGACAGAAAUGGUGGAAUCGGCUAGACGUACACAUAAUCAGGAGAAGAGGUCUCGCACUGAAACUGCUCAAAUUCUCCAAGUGCACAGGCCUCUGGGGGAAAG
Oreochromis niloticus (Nile tilapia) is the source of this 530-nucleotide messenger RNA. Its product is annotated as zinc finger BED domain-containing protein 1-like. The record is from RefSeq and is a predicted model, not a curated record. The transcript has 2 exons. NCBI's taxonomy places the organism in Eukaryota, Metazoa, Chordata, Actinopteri, Cichliformes, Cichlidae. The annotation marks the transcript as partial.